CUCCUCCCGCGAUUUCUAGAGCUCCAAACCUUCCAGAUCUCGCGCUGUUCCGGCAGCUCGACUGCUUCUCGCGAACUAUUAGAGGGGUAAUAGCUUGUGCGAUCCAGUGGAUCAUUCAUGGGGUUCAGAUCGGAUGCUUAGCACAGCUGGGCUGAGGCUUUUCGUGCUCGUCGCGAUUGGGAGCAGGAACUCGGGCGCUAUUUGGGGGAGGAAGCUGGGUUGAUUUCAAACGAAUGGGGACGAGUCAAUCGGCGCGCUCUUUCGCUGUUCCGCAGGGCCGACUUGCGGGGUACGGACUUAUGAUUAGUUCGGGAGCAGAAGCGGAGCCUCAUUUCUGAAGUUAUCUACUUUUAUCUCCCACUUUACUAAGGUUGCCAAAUGCUCUGGUGCUGUACAAUAACCCCAACCCACUAGUAUCGAGAACAUGAACCAAACGCUCAAAGCAUGAUAUGUUGAUAUGCUGCUACCAAGACGGUUCAUGAGCUCAGCAAUGAAUCUAACUGGCAAUGGAGUAGAGAUCUCAAUGGAGUACAGUAACACUUUGAUAUGCUGCUACCAACACGGUAUCAGCUUCAAGUCCUGCUGCUGCACCAUAAAUGCGCGAGAGAGAUGCCUGCUGGGAGUACUGCGACAAGCUGGAUGGGAACAAAGUCCGUUGCAGGUUCUGCCACAAGGUUCUCAAUGGUGGCAUCAGCCGGCUCAAGUUCCAUCUGUCUCAAAUUCCCAGCAAAGGGGUUAACCCUUGCACCAAGGUGAAGGAAGACGUCAUUGAGAAGGUGAAGGCUAUCAUAUCGGCAAAGGAAGAGUACAAGGAGUUCCAGCUUCUCAAGAGGCAGCGGGUAGCGGAAUUGUCGGUACCCCCGAAACGAACACAGGAGGUUCUGGCUCAAUCUACUUCUCCAGGGCUGGCAAACUCUCCAGCUGCUGCUCUUGCUGCUGAACAGAGUCACCUUCUUGCUCUGGAAGUGUCGACUCCGGUACCAAAACUAUCCGGUGCUGCUAACAAGUCACGCGCUGCUUCAGAAUUGGAGGCUGAACGAUGCAUAGCUGAGUUCUUUUUCGAGAAUAAGUUGGACUAUAGUAUAGCAGACUCAGUUUCAUACCAGCAUAUGCUGGAGGUACUUGGUGGUGUGGGGUUCCGAGGGCCGUCAGCAGAGGUUCUGAAGGACAAGUGGUUGCACAAGCUCAAGUCAGAGAUUUUGCAGAAAACUAAAGAGAUUGAAAAGGAUUGGGUGACAACAGGUUGCACUAUAUUGGCUGAUUCAUGGACUGAUAACAAAUUGAAAGCCUUAAUCAACUUUUCUGUGUCGUCUCCUCUAGGGACAUUCUUCCUCAAAACAGUGGAUGCCUCUCCACACUUCAAAACUCACAGAGGGUUGUACGAUCUCUUUGAUGAGGUGAUUCGAGAAGUAGGCCCAGAGAAUGUUGUUCAGAUAAUUGCUGACAGGAAUAUAAACUACGGCAGCAUAGAUAAGCUAAUCAUGCAAAACUACAACAGCAUCUUUUGGUCCCCAUGUGCAUCUUUCUGCAUUAACUCAAUGUUGGAUGACUUCUCCAAGAUUGAUUGGGUGAACCAAUGCAUUUGCCAAGCACAAACCAUAACACGAUUUAUCUACAACAAUAAGUGGGUUCUUGAUUUUAUGAGAAAGUCCAUGGCAGGGCAAGAGCUUGUCUGCUCAGGGAUUACAAAGUCUGUAUCAGAUUUUCUCACAUUGAAAUCCUUGUUGAGGCACAGGUCAAAGCUGAAGCAAAUGUUUCAUUGCGCUGAAUAUUCAUCUUCUUCAUAUGCAAGUAGGUCCAUUCCUUGUGUUGAGAUACUCAAUGAUGAUGAGCUUUGGAGAGCAGUUGAAGAGAUAGCUGCUGUUUCUGAACCUUUGUUGAGGGUCAUGAGGGAUGUUUCAGGAGGCAAAGCUGCCAUUGGUUACAUAUAUGAGUCUAUGACAAAGGUGACAGACUCUAUUAGAACAUACUACAUAAUGGACGAAGGCAAAUGUAAGUCGUUUCUGGACAUAGUGGAGCAAAAAUGGCAAGCAGAGCUGCAUUCACCUCUUCAUUCAGCAGCCGCUUAUCUGAACCCAAGCAUCCAGUAUAAUCCAGAAGUAAAAUUUUUCACUUUUAUCAAGGAGGAGUUCUACCAUGUUCUUGAUAAGGUGCUUACAACGCCUGACCUAAGGCAAGAUAUUACUUCUCAAUUGCAUGCUUUCCGCAAGGCGCAAGGGAUGUUCGGUUCUAACAUUGCUAAAGAAGCCCGUAACAAUACCUCCCCAGGGAUGUGGUGGGAACAAUACGGCGAUUCAGCACCAUCACUGCAACGAGCCGCUGUCAGGAUAACCAGCCAGGUUUGCAGCACCUUGACGUUCCAAAGAGACUGGGAUAUAAUCCUUCAGAACCACUCUGAAAAGCGCAACAAGCUGGACAAGGAGGCUUUGGCCGAUCAAGCCUACGUGCACUACAAUCUCACGCUCCAUUCCGAGCCAAAGACGAGGAAGAAGUUGGAUGGGGACCCAAUCGCACUGGAUGGAAUUGACAUGACGUCGCCAUGGGUGGACUCUGACGGCCCAAUCCUCACCCAGUGGCUCGAUAGGUUCCCGUCCGCCUUGGAUGGUGGAGACUUGAACACUAGGCAGUUUGCUGGAUCCAUCUUUGGCCCCGGCGAUAAUCUGUUCGGCUUGUAAUAUAUUCUCAGUUCCAGGUCUAACACAGCGUGACUUUUGUUUCUGUUGUACAAGUGCUCAUGUAUGUAGCCAUGUAGGUCUUCUGUAGUUCAAUCUCUGCUAGGAUAGAGGCAUAGAUGUCAAGGUAAGAAUUACAUGUUACCCUUAUUCAGUCAACGAGAGAAGUGCCUGUUACUCAUACUUAGUCCCCAUUAACAUGAGAACCUAGGGUAUGGAGACUGAAUCUGAAAAUAUGUUAGAAUC
Messenger RNA from Panicum virgatum (switchgrass), 2918 nucleotides. RefSeq lists its product as uncharacterized. Gene Ontology annotation, molecular function: protein dimerization activity; DNA binding. The transcript has 4 exons. Bases 597 to 2675 code for a protein of 692 amino acids. The record is from RefSeq and is a predicted model, not a curated record. NCBI's taxonomy places the organism in Eukaryota, Viridiplantae, Streptophyta, Magnoliopsida, Poales, Poaceae.